AUGAUGGAAGCUGAUUGGCCUGGGAAGCUGUUCAUAGGAGGCCUCAGUAUCGAGACUAAUGAAAAGACUCUUGAAGUUGUAUUUGGGAAAUAUGGUCCCAUAGUGGAAGUUAUUUUGAUGAAGGAUCGGGAAACAAAGAAGUCCAGAGGCUUUGCUUUUAUCACUUUUGAGAGCCCUGCUGAUGCUAAGGAUGCUGCCAAAGAUAUGAAUGGAAAGUCGUUGGAUGGAAAAGCAAUUAAAGUAGAGCGAGCCAACAAACCAUCUUUUGAAAGUGGUGGUAGACAGAAACCACCACCUCCUCCAAGAAGCAGAGGCCAUUCAAAAAGUGCAAGCUGUGGAAGAGGAGGAAGUGGGGGAGUGAGAGUGCGUCCCUCACGUGGAGGACACUUGGAUGAUCGUGAAUAUGUUAAUCUCAACAUGAGUUCUUCCAGGGGACCCUUCCCAGUUAAAAGAGGUUCAUCUUCAAGAAGUGGAGGUCCUCCUCCAAAAAAAUCUGCUCCUUCUGCCCCAGGACGUAGCAGUAGAGGGAUUGGAGGAAGAGGUCCAUUGUCCCAUGGAAGAGAAAACUAUGGAGGUCCUUCACGCAGAGAGCCGGUCUCUUCCCGGAGAGAUGACUAUAUGUCACCAAGAGAUGAUGGUUACAAUACUAAAGAUAGUUACUCGAGCAGAGAUUAUCCAAGUUCCCGGGACACCAAGGAUUAUUCUCCAUCACCUAGAAACUAUGCAUACUGUUACUAUGGCCGUUCAAGUUCUCGGGAUGAACAUUACUCUAGAGGAUAUAGUGAUCGUGAUAGCUAUGGUGGAGGUCGUGAGAGAGGUUAUUCUGAACAUUCAAGUGGAGGCUCUUACAGAGAAUCAUAGAGUUACAGUAGCUCCCGUGGUGCACCACCAGCACGAGGACCUCCUCUAACUUACGGUGGAAGCAGUCGCUAUGAUGGUUGUAGCUGCACACGUGAUGGAUACGGUGGAAGUAGAGAAAGUUACUCAAGCAGCCGGAAUGAUCUCUAUUUAAGUGGUCGUGAGCAUGGUGGCAGGCAGGAACGAGGGUUUCCACCUUCCAUGGAUAGGGUGUACCCUGCUCUUCGUGAAUCAUAUGGUAGCUCAAGUUAUGGGGGUUCCAGAGGUGGUCGUGGGGGAAACCGAUCUGAAAGAGGAGGCCGUAGCAAAUACUAAAAAUAAGUUAUG
Messenger RNA from Lynx canadensis (Canada lynx), 1185 nucleotides. Its product is annotated as RNA-binding motif protein, X chromosome-like. The record is from RefSeq and is a predicted model, not a curated record. Gene Ontology annotation, biological process: positive regulation of mRNA splicing, via spliceosome. NCBI's taxonomy places the organism in Eukaryota, Metazoa, Chordata, Mammalia, Carnivora, Felidae. Gene Ontology annotation, cellular component: spliceosomal complex. The transcript has 8 exons. Gene Ontology annotation, molecular function: RNA binding.